Cladocopium goreaui is the source of this 1299-nucleotide messenger RNA. Lineage: Eukaryota; Dinophyceae; Suessiales; Symbiodiniaceae. The record is from the annotation of a GenBank genome assembly.
AUGGUUUCAGAAGAGUUGCAAUCAAGUGCAGUUUCAGAUGGUGAGAUUUCAUCUGCAACGAUGUCAGAGAGUUUGCAUUUGAGUGGACUGCCAGAUGUUUCAGAGCGUUUUCAUGCAAUUUCAGAUGAUUUGUCAUGUGCUGCAACUUCAUUUGGACUUCAUUUGAACGAUGUUUGCAAUGAACAACCCUGGAUUGUCAGUGACUCGAAGGACCUCAUUCAGGAGUUUUUGCAUGCAGAACCCAACAGUGAUUCUUGUGCGUCGUUUGAGUUGUGCAAUUUGUUUCAGCUGGAUGACAUGGAUCAUUUUGCAGAAGUUGUCAGCAGGGCACAUGGUCUGGAGCUUUACGAGACAGCGUUUGAGGCAGUGAACAAGACAGCAAUGAAACGUUUUGGAGACAGCAGUUAUUUCAAACCUUUGAAUGCAAAACGUCCAAACCAAACCAAAUCUCUUGACAACCCUUUUGGAAAUGAGAUUUUUGAUUGUUUUGGAGAUUCAUGCAACCUGCAGUUCAACGUUUGUGCAGUUUCAGAAGGCUGUGAGAUCGUUUUGGACAGUGGGUCAGAUGCCACUGUGAUUCCAAUGUCAAUGGCAGGUGCUGGAAAACCUUCAGUUUCCCAAUCUUCAUUUCUCAGAGAUGCACAGGGUUCACAAAUCGAUGUUUCGAGCGUCAGAGAUAUCAAUGUGGUUUUGCAUUCAGUGGAUGGACGUUGCAUUACUUUCAGAGAUCGAGGUCAAGCUGAUUUGCAGUUUAGCCAGAUUCACUGGGAGUUUCAGAAGCUCUGUUUUCCUGCAGAUGAUCUGGCAGCUUUCAGGGCGAGGGCCACUGAGAUUGGAUUGCCAGAGGACGCUAUAGACAGGCUGAAAAAUGGUGGAGUGAGAAGCUUUGGAGCAUAUGCCUUCAUUACGAGCUAUCAGCCAGGUCAAGCAGAUGAGGCCCCGCUGAUCACAGCCCUGACAGACACUAUGGGGCGCGCACCAACGAAUGCAGAGACCAUUGCUUUGAGGAGGCUGUUUUUCGAGUCUUCCACAUUAGCAGUGAACGAGUUCAAGCAACGUUCCGAAAGGGAUGAAACUGCCGAGCCAACCAAAAUGCCCGUAGCAGAACGGAAUGCCAGACUGGAAGAUCAGAAGAAAAGACUGCCAGGCUUGCAUUUUAGCCCAGAGACUGAGCCCAGUCACAAAUUGGUGGACACAGUUUGCCAAAUGGCCACUGACCAGACCCUGGAAUGGACGCCAUGGGAAAAGCUCACCAGCAGAAGCAGCGAGGUCACUCAUAGCCUUGAGAUCCUGGAGUAA